Fusarium venenatum is the source of this 2199-nucleotide messenger RNA. RefSeq lists its product as uncharacterized. Lineage: Eukaryota; Fungi; Ascomycota; Sordariomycetes; Hypocreales; Nectriaceae. The record is from RefSeq and is a predicted model, not a curated record.
AUGAGGCGAUCGGCACCAAAGUACUUUUCUGGGUCAUCACAGGAAUACCAAAGCAUUGGCCUCACUCGCUUCGAAGACCAACCUAACAUUGCCCCAUCGCCUGGAAGCACCACGAUCGGCAGAGAGGGCUCAUAUCUUUCACCCCGGUCUGAUUUUGAUUCGCCUCAUGUGGAUCCCCUGAGCCCUAACCUGCAUGACCCUUUUACGCCGGGAGGCAGAGACCAUAGCCAGGUCGACUUGCUGGCCGCUGACCGAGCACACAAUCUAUCGACUGGACUCGGUGUCUACCACCAGCUUAAUCCACCAGCACAACCUCCGAAAGGCCCAUGGUGGGAAAGGCUCGUGAAGAAUAAGUGGUCCAUGGUAGCAUGUCUCGUUCUCGGGGCUGCAGCUGCCGUGGGCCAUCAUAUUCUAUACUCCCACCUCCACAAUCGCAUAGCUACAAACCAGCAAUGGUGGCUCCGACUGGGUCAAUUUCUGGCCUUUAUUGCAAAGGCCAGUUUCGUUAUUGCUGUUUUGACAGCUCACCAACAAGUCGCCUGGAGUGCUGUGAGCCAAAAUAGCUAUACCGUCCAUGCUAUCGACUCUCUUUUCGGCGCGGCCCACAAUGCUUUCGAACUCUUUAAUAGGGAGGCAUGGAAGAAGUCGGCCUUCGCUAUGGUUCUCGCUAUAUACAUCUGGAUGUCCCCUGCUGUAGUCAUUUUUACUUCGGCAACACUCAGUGUAGUGACAGAUACGAGAGCCGAACAUGGAAAUUGCCCAUCUGUCCGAACCCUCAACUUUAGCAAUGACGCCAAGAAAAGCUGGGACGACGAUAAAAGAGCAGCGAACGAGACAAUGCGUGGAAUUUCCCUAUCAAUGUUCAAUCAAGUCAUAGCAGACAGGGACUCUCCUUAUCAUUUCGACUACUGGCUCCAGUCCGCGCCGCCACUUGAUUCCAUCGCGUCAAGGGUCUUAGCCGGAGGACAGCCGAUCCAGAGAGAUGAAGUGGCUGAUGAGAUCUGUGGAGAAGACUGGGACUGCUCUACCACUAUUCACUUUCUUGGACCCGGAUACAAAUGCGAGCAACUCGCCAAAGGCACCAACUCAACAAUGAAAAGUUUCAAAAAUUACAAGACACCCUUUAAUCUUACCAAGAUGUUGCCCGUCGGAAAUGCCAGCUUCUAUACCAUUGCGGAUUUGGGAGAAUACAAGGUGAAUCAGAUCGAAGUUGACGAGAAUAACAAACCAGCAGUGAAGCCUCCAUUUCCCAAAAACUUGGGUGCUUUGAGAACAGAACCAGUACUCUGGAUGGGCUACGUUGAGGUGGAUAAAAUAGACGAAACGCAUGCAAAAAAUCGAAGCAUGAAGGGCUGGAACACAGACUACACACCAGUCAUCACGGCCUGUGAGCAUUGGGAAAUCAACUAUACCGUCAAUAUGAAUUAUACCGGUGGCCGCCAAUCAUACAAAGUCACCAAUCGAGAUUACAAGCAAAAAGUUAUCAACACAACAUAUAUCGAUGAGUCGUCUGUCGACGAUGGAACACUCGACCCGAUAUUUGCCGAACCCGUGGAGAAUUAUGUCUUCCCAAAGGAUUGGAGGUACUACCGCAAAAUAACAUCGUACCACUCUCUGGGAAAGAAAAUCCGCGAUCUUCUUCAAGGAUCGAUUCAGCUACCAGGUCCGAUUGCACACUCACCCAUCACAACUUCAAAGCUGGUUGCCCGUCCUGAGUCUUUACCCGUUCCCAAUUUUGAGGACGCCGUACAGAAACUUUACGAGGAUAUGCUCAUAUCCCUUCUCUCAGAUCCGUUGCUUCUUGCUGUUGCAUGGGCUUCGCAUCCAAGUGAGCUCUCGGGCCGGGGUCCAGGUGGGCCUGAUACAGAAUACCCAUGUGUUCGUAUGCGCACAGGCAGUUACUUCUCCUACAACUGGGGUGUUCUCGUGGUAGUUUACGCAGCAUCGUUUCUCGUCGGGAUCGUGGGUGUGGUAUACGGCUUGGUAGUCAUGUCUCAAGAUGGAGUGAAGGAGCUUCGCCAGAUGACGUUCUCGUCAAUCGCCAAAACAACACAGAAGAUGGAUCUAGACCAGAGCGAGAAUAGGAAGAGCAGAAUACGGGCGGUGGAGGAGCGUCCUGGUAGUGGUAUAUUUGAGUUCAGGGUGGAGGACUAUGAUCAGUGGGGUGGUAGAAAGGUACCACGAGUCAGAGAGAUCUGA